This is a messenger RNA of Tupaia belangeri chinensis (Chinese tree shrew), 4957 nucleotides long. RefSeq names its product testis expressed 14, intercellular bridge forming factor (gene TEX14). Gene Ontology annotation, biological process: male meiotic nuclear division; mitotic sister chromatid separation; attachment of spindle microtubules to kinetochore. The transcript is spliced from 32 exons. Bases 224 to 4708 code for a protein of 1494 amino acids. Gene Ontology annotation, molecular function: protein kinase activity; ATP binding; protein binding. Lineage: Eukaryota; Metazoa; Chordata; Mammalia; Scandentia; Tupaiidae. Gene Ontology annotation, cellular component: midbody; kinetochore; intercellular bridge. The record is from RefSeq and is a predicted model, not a curated record.
AAACUCACCCUCAGCUUAAUGUCUAUGAGUUUCCUCCACUCCGGAAGGACAACGAUAGCACAGUUAAGACUAUACUUUCAGGGAUCAUUUCUAUAGUUCGUUACUAGAGAAGUUUCUCUGAUCGUGUAGAGCACCGAAAACCACGAGGAGGAGGCGCAGUGUUCUCUCCUGAGCGUGAAGCCGGCUCUUGGUGUCGCUUUGUUGCGACUGCCUUUUGCCAUUGAUGAUCGUUCUUCCUUCCCGCAAGGGAAUUUAUGUUGAUGCCGUGAACUCCUGUGGCCAGACAGCACUUUUUGUUGCAGCAUUAUUGGGCCUUAAGAAAUUAGUUGAUGUUCUGGUGGAUUAUGGAUCAGAUCCAAAUCACCGCUGCUUUGAUGGGAGUACCCCUGUCCACGCAGCAGCGUUUUCUGGCAAUCAGUGGAUCCUCAGUAAGCUGCUGGAUGCAGGGGGUGACCUACGACUCCAUGACGAGAAGGGUCGGAACCCGCAGGCCUGGGCCGUGGCAGCAGGGAAGGAGCGCAGUAGCCCGGUGGUGGAAUUCAUGCAGCGCUGCGCCUCCCACAUGCAGGCCGUCAUCCAGGGCCUCUCACACGACCUCCUGAAGAAGAUCGAUUCCCCUCAGUGGCUCAUCUGCAGCCCGCCCAGAUUUGGGGGCCUCAUUCAGGGAAACCCCAAUGGCUCUCCUAACCGACUACUGAAAGCUGGAGUGAUUUCUGCCCAAAAUGUCUACAGCUUUGGCUUUGGGAAGUUCUAUCUCACAGGGGGCACGCAGCUUGCCUAUCUAGGGUCUCUGCCCGUGAUUGGAGAGAAGGAAGUGGUUCAGGCUGACGAUGAGCCCACCUUCUCUUUCUUCAGUGGCCCCUACAUGGUCAUGACCAGCCUGGUGUGGAACGGGAGCAGGGUCACAGUGAAGGAGCUGGAUCUGCCCACCCACCCACACUGCAGCAGGCUGCGGCUGGCCGACUUGCUGAUCGCUGAGCAGGAACACUGCAGCAAGCUGCGGCACCCCUACCUGCUGCAGCUGAUGGCUGUGUGCCUGUCCCAGGACCUGGAGAGGACCCGCCUGGUAUACCAGCGUGUCACGGUCGGCACUCUGUUCAGCGUCCUCCACGAGCGACGGUCCCAGUUUCCAGUGCUGCACAUGGAGCUGAUCGUGCACCUGCUGCUCCAGGUCUCCGACGCCCUGAGGUUCCUGCAUUCUCGGGGCUUCGUCCACCGCUCCCUGAGCUCCUACGCAGUGCACAUUGUCUCCAUGGGGGAAGCCAGGCUGACCAACCUGGAGUACAUGAUGGAAAGCCGUGACAGAGGUGUGCACAGGGACCUAACUCGAGUACCGCUCCCCAGCCAGCUGUACAACUGGGCUGCACCAGAGGUGAUCUUACAGAAGGCAGCCACAACCAAGUCAGACAUCUACAGCUUCUCUAUGAUCAUCCAGGAGAUUUUGACAGAUAACAUACCCUGGAAUGGCUUAGAUGGCUCAGUUAUUAAAGAAGCCAUAGUCUUGGGAAAUUAUUUAGAAGCUGAUGUCAGGCUUCCGAAACCUUACUAUGAUAUUGUUAAGUCAGGCAUCCAGGUCAAGCAGAAAGAUCGAACUAUGAACCUUCAAGAUAUCCUGUAUAUUCUGAAGAAUGACUUAAAGGAUUUUAUUGGAACUCAGAGAACUCAGCCAACUGAGAGUCCCAGGGUGCAGAGAUAUGAAUUCCAUCCUGAUGUCAAUGUCUACCUAGGGCUGACUUCAGAACACCCAAAAGAGACCCCUGACUUGGAAAUCCAAGAGCUGAAGGAAACAGCAGGCAGUCAGCCUUAUUCACCAAGGGGCCACUUUUCUCCCACGGAGAGAGCAGCACUAGAUCCUCUGGCUCCAGAUCUAAGUCUGACAGCCAAGGAAACUCGGAAUCAAGAUGCUCCUUCUCCUGCUCUAUUCGUGGCAGAAGAACCCAGGAGCCCCAGCACAGACCAGGCCAGCCUCUGCAGCUUUGAAAUCAAUGAAAUCUACUUACGCUGCUUGAACUCAGGAGAUGACAAAGAAGAAGAGUCCCCAGGAGCUGCUUCAUCUCUUGAGAAAGACAGAUCAAAUCAGGCAGACGAACUGAAGUCUAUGGAAGAAGAGCUAGACAGGAUGGAGAAAGAGGCGCGCUGUUUCUGUGAUGAGGAUGAGAGCUCCUCAGAGGCAGACACGGAGCUCUCUUUUGGGGACUGGGACUGGCAAAGUGGUUCAUUAAGUUCUCUCAGUCUGCCUGAACCAACCAGAGACGCUAAGGACAAUGUGAACAACUGGUCCAUGACCGAGGAGUACAUCAGCAAGUGUGUGCUGAAUCUGAAGAUUUCACAGGCCAUCGUGCACCAGAAUGACGAAUUGCUGAACAGUAUUCAAAAGAAGAUGGACGAGCUUGAGAUGAUCCAGAAGGAGCAGGAGGAUGACUGGACAUUGUGGGCCACUUCAAGAGAGUUUGCGCAUGUCUGUGACUGGCCUUCAGCUGUGGGCCCUCCAACUUCGAAUUAUGUUCCUCCUGUCAUGCAGCUGUCAGAGGACCAUCUACUAGAUACUAGUGGCAGUUGCCCAACCCUAGCAAGGUCUCCAAGAACAGCGAGAGACCUUCAGGAGGGACAUUCUGACAAAAGGUCCAGGAAACAAAGUGGCUGUGUCUUGAAACCUUUCACCCAAGUCUCUGGAGAAAGCACGGGGUCUCAGUCAGAGAUGAGCCAUCAGUUGCCAACUCUUUGUGGCCCUGGAAAACAGAACACAGGGGAACAAUUCCAACCCACGCCAGGAGUCAAGGACAGUUUGGAAAGAAGCAAGACCCAAGAUACCAGUAGCCAAGGAAGGCUUAGAGAGUCCGGUGCCCGAGCCAAAGUCACACGACUAAACAGUGUGUUCACUACAUCACACCACCCACACGGACUUUCUGGGUCACCGAGCUCUUGCCGAAAUUCUUCCAGGAUCAGUAUGGAAUCUGUGUCUUCCAAAAUCCAUAGUGCAAAGUCAAGAAAUAAUGAAGAUGAUGGAGAAGCACACUUAAAAUGGAAACGGGAGGUAAAAGAAAUAGCAGAGAAAGCAGCCACUGGGCAGCUCAUAGUACCUGCUUGGCAUCCUCAGAGUGGUUUGCCUUUGGAAACUAAGACUGAAAAUGAGCCUCAUCCCCUGCUGCAGCCCCCCAUUAGGGGUCCUGAGAACAUGCAUUGGCAGCGAGUUGUAGAAUGUCACAGUGAAAAUGAUGAGCCAGGAGGAAAUGACAAGUCCAGCAAAAGGGACAACAAUGACAGUGACCAGUAUGGCAGACAGCUUGGUCCUCAAAACUUCACUGGUUUAAGUCAUCUAUCUCCCAGAAAAAACAAGCAGCCAGAGCAUGGUGAAGUCUUUCAAGCAAGUUCUGAUGCAUCUCUGAUCAUUGAGCAGUCUUACAGCGAUCAGUCUGUGCAAUCAACUUGUUCACUAGAAUCGUCUGACGACAUAACAGAUGAAUUUUUAACUCCAGACCGUGAAUAUUUUUACUCCUCAACUGCUCAAGAAAACUUAGCUUUAGAGACCUCCAGUCCCAUAGAAGAGGACUUUGAAGAAACACAAGGUGCAUGUGCCCAGCCUCUAGACUCUGGAGAGAAAAAGUUCCAAAUGAGAACAGUCCUUAAGAAGAAUGCUGGGAUUUUGACCAGGUCUCAGUUUCAACCUAUACAAAGCACUGAAGGUGAACAAGAAGAGACAUUAAAAGAGUCACCAAAGGAACUGAAAGAGAAAGACAUAUCAUUGACAGACAUCCAAGAUCUAUCUAGUAUUUCCUAUGAACAGGACGGCUCUUUUAAGGAAGCUUCAUGCAAAACACCCAAAAUAAACCAUGCACCUACCAGUGUCAGCACUCCACUCAGCCCAGGGUCCAUUUCUUCAGCUGCCAGUCAGUAUGAAGACUGUCUUGAAAAUAUCACAUUUCAGGUUAAAACAGGAUCUGCCUCUUGCUGGAGUAGUCAAGAACCUAUUAGGACUUUGUCUGAUAAAUGCACAACUGUCCAAGAGAAAGCAAGGAGCCUGGAUUCUCUCUUUACUUCCUCCCAAACUCCCCUUUCCAGAGCCACUGAUCCUAAAAGGUCAUCUGCAUUUACUGGGACUGGUCCCUCCAGCAUUGCUAAGACAUCUGACACUUCAUUCCGUGCCACCCAGAAAAGGAGCCUGCCUAAAGAACUGGUAGAAGCCAUCUCGCAGCGUCACAUUGAUGAGCUACCACCACCGUCUCAGGAGCUGCUUGAUGAAAUUGAGCACUUGAAGCAGCAGCAAGAUUCAUGCACGGUGUUGAGUGAGACUACAGCAAGUGAUCCCAGCAUCAGCGCAAAUGAUCAAAGGUGCUUAGAAGAACAAGAAACUGAUAGUAAAAAAGAAGAUAGCAAUGUACUUUGGAUCAAAGAAUCUGAGGAUCUAUGCGAAGAUACAGAGAGAGCUCAUUCUACUCUCGAUGAGGACCUGGAAAGAUGGCUGCAGCUGCCUGAGGAGAGGUUGGAGCUCCAGGACCUCGCCAAGGGCUCUGCAAGGGAGACAAAUGUCAAGGAUCAAAAAGCUGAUGAAAAGAAGAGAAAAGGGGAAGAAAGCAUCAAGCCAGAAAGGAAAUCAGAAAGCUUUUUAGGAAGUACCGAAGAUGAACUAAAACCCUGUUUUUGGAAGCGACUGGGUUGGUCUGAACCAUCCAGGAUAAUUGUGUUGGAUCAGAGUGACUUGUCAGACUGACUGGAACUGGAUCAUAGAUGGACCCUUGGCCUGAGUUCGAACAUCCGGGUUGUGAGGGCCUUUCUUCUCUCAUCUCCUUCAGUUGCCCUCUCAUCUCCUUCAGGCAGCAGUUCCAGUUCCAUAACUCACGUUUUGUUCAGCUGCCACAGGAGAUAGUUUGACCCUGUCUGUUGGCAGCAUAUUUAACUAUGUGUUUUCAGUCAGAUUUCUGAAAAGUGAAAAGUAGUUUUGAUUAUAAAAAUUUCUUAC